GUGAGAUUCAUCGAUUCCUCUUGUGUUUCUCGCUUCUCUCCUUUCUUUCCACUUUGGCCGCAGCGGCGUUUCCCAUGGUUCCGAACGGGGUUGCCUCGCCCAGGCAGGGCCCUACAGGCGCUAAGCCCCGCAGAAACCCUUGCGCCUGAGCUCUGUCGCCCACCCAUGUCCGCGAUGGAAUUGGGUGGUGGGUGGUACUGGUGCUUGAUGACAGUGCAAGUGGUGGGUAGCGACGCCAGCUACAAUGCGCCCUCGCAGCCUGGUCCGGUUUUUGUUUCAACAUCGAGCGAGGAAGAGAUGAGUGCCGGUGGAGGCGCUGCCUACCUGGUACCUACGUGGCACCUCACCUCAUGCACCAACCUUCCCACUGCGGCAGGUAGCACUGGCAACCGAGCCGAGGACCUUGGGUUUGGGUCGACAGUUCCAUCAACUUAGAGGGCUACGGUGGCAACGGCGUUUCCACUGCCCCUGCCACCAGAAAAUCGUCCCAUCAAACCCCAAUCCCUGUUGCGUGCAGGUCCCAGGGCUCACAAACCCCAGUGCGGCGGAUGCAAAAUACAUUCCGUUCCUUAGAAAACCAAGCC
Messenger RNA from Gaeumannomyces tritici R3-111a-1, 584 nucleotides. RefSeq lists its product as hypothetical. Lineage: Eukaryota; Fungi; Ascomycota; Sordariomycetes; Magnaporthales; Magnaporthaceae. The record is from RefSeq and is a predicted model, not a curated record. The coding region runs from base 166 to 435 and encodes 89 amino acids. The transcript is spliced from 2 exons.